ACCCGGCUCAUAUACCCGUGGUAACCGCCUUGCAUUUCCUUCGUCUUCCCCUUUAUCUACCGAGUUCGAACAAGUAGCAGAGGAGAGCUACUUCAACUACACACGUUUUGUCCCUGUUUUGUGGGAUUGGCCCAGCAAGGUAUUGUAUAUGGAUGGAUGAUCAUAUAAUCACAUCUCAUCAACCUCGUACCUCGCAUACCAAGAAAGCAUAUUAAGAUUUCCAGCUGAUUGGCACAAACUAUAUCUUCACUCUAUGAAAUACCAAGCAACGAUACUUUUACGUUAGGUUUACAGUUGAACCUACCGUCAAAAUACCCCUGGCUAGGAUCUAUCCCAAAACGCCACCACCUACAUGACAAUAGGAUCAUUUUGAUCAUGUACCUGCUUUUCGUCGAAGCUUUUCAAUCUAUUUUUUUGACAGAACGAGAAGCAUACAUGAAAUAGCUUAUGAAGAGAUUUGCGGUCAACUCAAAUAUAUGGAUCAUGCCCACCUUUCUGGAUGUCGGCUACUAUGGAAAUGCCCGUGCAACCCGAAAGCUCCGUUGACUUUGGACCCUUUUAUCAACGACGAGCAGGUAAUUUGAAAUGUCUCGGGAAUCAAAAGAUAUAUGUAGGGAAAUGUACAAGCCUUUAACCCUUAGACAGUGGGCCGAUUGAGCAUCUAGAUAUCCACCGCGUUUUCGGAAAUUUAGCAUGUCCUUACUUUCCUGAAAUUUCUAAUCGUUUGCUUUUUGUGGCAAAAGCUUGCGCGGCGCUCAUAGCAAUAGCGACGACGAGCAUACGACCCUUAGUAGGGUCAAUGUAAGCACUUGGGCAAGUACCGACAAACUGGUAACCUAUACAAAUCUUCACACUCCUGAGCGGUGGACCGGAAAAAUAUCGGAAUUUUAUCAUCCAUCACUUGUUGUACAAUUUCUCCCCGCCAUGGCAAUUAUUUCGACAUGUAAUGCAGAGGAAUAUUUCCGACGAGAGUGCCUGGGCCCUGGAGAGAGGUAUGGGCUUUCAAUUUCAUCCUCUAAUCUCGGAGGUGCGGUCGGUUCGGGCUGGUCACUGCUUGGGUGCUCAUUUUAAUCAAUCUAUUCCGCAGGUUAUCAACGGCGUCCGUUGCGCUACUGAUAAACAUAGUGGAGAAUUUUCCGUUGAGAGGGGGGGUUAUCCGACUUUCAUGCACCAAUCAUCUUGCGAGAUGCAGGGGUGUUUUUCCGGGGCAAAUGUCAUUCAAUUCUUCUUGGCGCAGAUGGCGACUUUGGUCUCUUUGUAAAAAUAUAAAUACAUUGACGCCCUGAGAAGGCUAAUCACUUCAGUCGCCAUUCUCCAACCUUGAAUCAACGCAUAUUGAAGUCAGGCCUCCCUCAAAGAACUUUCCAAUCAUGCGUUCCUUUGCCCUCCUCUCCUUUGCAGCUUCUUUGCUCGGAAGCGUCUCUGCCAGCCCUGCUUUAGUAAACCGCGCUGUUUCAUUCAACCGAACUGUUGCUCCAGCCGGUGCAAUUGUCAUUGACCAAACUGGUACAAUUGCAGGCUCCUACACCACAUUCCAAGCGGGUGUCAAUGCACUAUCCGCCACCACAACCGAAGCUCAAUACAUUUUCGUAGCUCCUGGUAUCUACUUCGAGCAAGUGUAUCUCCCACAAAUCGCAUCCAACCUUACCAUCCAAGGUUAUACCAACGAUUCCCGCGAGUACUCCUACAAUGAAGCAACGCUCACCUACAACCUCGCCCUCAUCAAUACCACCUCAGAUGAUUUAACCGCCACGUUCCGUGCCCACAACACCAACACCAAGGUGUACAACAUGAUCAUCAAGAACACAUUCGGUCACAUUAACUCCAAUGGACAGAAUCUUGCUCUCUCCUCCUACGCCUCCAACGUCGGUUACUACGCCACCCAAUUCUGGGGGUACCAAGACACCGUUCUCGCCGAGGCCGGUUACCAGCUCUACGCCAAGUGCUUGAUCGUCGGAGCCAUCGAUUUCAUCUUUGGCGAGAAAGCUCUCGCCUGGUUUGAAAAGAACGAUAUCCGCACUAUUGCCAACGGAGCCAUUACCGCUUCCGGUCGCACCAGCGACGCUGUUGAUUCCUGGUAUGUGAUCAACAACUCCAACAUUGCCAAUCUCAACAACAGUCUCACUCCAUACAACAACUACCUCGGACGACCAUGGAGAGAUCACGCACGUGUUGUUUUCCAGAACAGUUUCUUGGGUGAUAACAUCAAAGCCGCCGGAUGGCAACAGUGGAGCACCUCGACUCCAAACACCGAUGGAGUUACUUUCGGAGAAUACAACAACUUCGGACCCGGAAGCGUUCUCGAAGAAGGCCCCCGCGCAAACUUCAGCUCCCAAUUGACAGCGCCCAUCGACAUCACCACCGUCUUGGGUACAUCCUACACUAGCGAGUUCUACUACGAUGCUAGUUACAUGUAGAGAAUCAUCGAGUGUGGCUUGUGAAAUUUCUAGUAUAUAAUUUUUAAAUUUUUAUUGAAGAGGAGAGAGCACAUGGGGAAGUUUGUAGAUAUAAUAUCUGAUGUAUAUAUGUAAUGAGAAUUGAACGGUCUAACCAUCAUACGCUAUCCCGAUUUCCGAGGAUUCUUGUAUCUAUUGUGCUUUGUUAAGUGUUAUAUCAUAAGUAUUAG
This is a messenger RNA of Botrytis deweyae, 2626 nucleotides long. RefSeq lists its product as uncharacterized. The record is from RefSeq and is a predicted model, not a curated record. Gene Ontology annotation, biological process: cell wall modification. Gene Ontology annotation, molecular function: pectinesterase activity. The transcript has 3 exons. The coding region runs from base 1371 to 2417 and encodes 348 amino acids. NCBI's taxonomy places the organism in Eukaryota, Fungi, Ascomycota, Leotiomycetes, Helotiales, Sclerotiniaceae.